Drosophila biarmipes is the source of this 3037-nucleotide messenger RNA. RefSeq lists its product as uncharacterized. The record is from RefSeq and is a predicted model, not a curated record. The transcript has 7 exons. The coding region runs from base 311 to 1720 and encodes 469 amino acids. NCBI's taxonomy places the organism in Eukaryota, Metazoa, Arthropoda, Insecta, Diptera, Drosophilidae.
AUCAGAAGGCGCAGUGGAUUAUUGUGAGUUCCAAACAAAGCCCAAAACGUAUCAUCUCCCCGACACGCAAUGAGGCAAGGUGAUUCUCGUCUGAGCUGCAACGAAAUCGGGAAUAACCAGAAGUCCUCGGCCAGGGCGCCACCUAAUCCUCAUCCGAUCCGACUGUAAAUCCCCGUCAUCAGGUCUCUGCUUUCGGACAACCAGUCUGCCGCAACAUCCAAUGCCCGUUCGAAUAGAGAACCCAUCGCAGUAGAAAGGUAACCAUAGGCCAGCGGCCAAGGAGGAGCAGGCGGACCCCGAGACGACGGCCAUGGCGCCCUUCAAGCUCAAGUUCCGGAUGGGCAGUUCGCGGAGCACCUCGCAGGAGCACGAUCCCGACCCGCAGGUGAACGAGGCGCUCCUGGGCGGCCAGAGCCAGCAGCAGCCGCAUCCGCAGCCCCUCCAGGAGGCGGUGGAGGCCAGCAGCAGCUCCAGCCUCGAUCUCGCCGACUCCAGCAGCCUCGGCCAGCUGAGCAGCGAGCGCAAGCUGCUCCUGCCGCCCACCACCAGCAACACCAUGCGAAUGGGAUAUCUGAACCAGAGCCGCAAUCCGUGCAUCAACGAAUCUUUGACGGAUGCGGAUGGGGAUACCGUGCCCACCACCCCACCGCCCUCCUACGAGCAUGUGCUAGAAGAGAACACUCGGUUGUCCCAGCACCAGCGACAGUUGUCCCUGGACAGCGCCACUCCGAAUCAGAACAGCCGGCGCAGCUCGGCGAACAGCUCGCGGCACAGCGCCGCCCAGCUGAGUGCCGCCUUGGAGCAGCUGGCCGGGAAUGGAGCAGCUGGCGCCGGAGAAUUCUGCAAUGACCCGGACUGCAGGCAGAACCUGAACAACAACGGCGCCACUAGCCACAGCAGCAUCCAUAUCCAGAACACGAACAACAACAACGACGGGGAGCAGGUCUUCGAGGGCGUCACCGAACUGGAACUGCGGAGCGACAACGAGGAGCAGCUGAGCAUCAACGAGUUCCUGCUGGAGACGGAGAUGGCGGGCACUCCGUCGCGCCGUUCGGCGGAUCAGUAUGCAGGAGGUGGAGCAGGAGCAGCAUUGGAUGAGGAUGAGUGCGGCCAGUGCCAGGACGAUCAGUGUGCCCAGUGCAGGGAUGAGCGAGCCUGUGGCGAGGGUGCUGGCCCCGAGGCGACCUUCGACGGGGAUGGCGCCAGCACCAGCAGCCAGGCGGCGGCCUCAUCUGGAGGGGGCCACAAUUUUUACGAUCCUCUCCUGAAUCGCGGCGGCUAUGCCAACUACAAUGAAGAAACUUAUUCUACAUACCUAAUUCCCACGCCAGGUGGGAACGCGAGUUCGGGAUCCGGAUCGGGUCAGUUGUGCCAGGAGGCCUGCUGCACGGGCUCCGCCUCCGGAUCGACUGCCUCCCGCAGCGGGCGGAGUGGCAGGCGGCAGAACCAAAUGGGCCAGCAGCCCAACUGCCACACCAGCCUGCUGACGCCGGAGAUGAUGAGCAACAAGACGAGCAAGGAGAUCUACAAGGACCUGGCGAAGCAGUGGGGAAUCACCUGCAAGAUGUCGGAGAGCUGUCGCUGCAUGGAGUGCCAGAGCCACUACUUCGACUGCGACUACGACGAUAACGAACACCAGAAGACGGAUGGCGGGCUGGGCGCAGGCACGCCCAUGUUCAUCAGCGAGGUGAUGCACGGAUCUGGGUGCAACAUUUUGUAGGGGGACGACAUCCGCAGGACUCCCCAAGGAUUUGCUGAACAACUACAAUUAUUUAUCCGCAUUGUACAUGUUUUGAGGGAAGCGUCAUUUCACGUAACUAGCACUGAAUGUUUGCACAUUAUUCUAGGGUAAUGCUGCACUGAUAUAUGUUAUUAAAGAGGGAAUCGGGAUUCGGGAACCGAGGAGGGGAACAUUUAUGGAGUGCCAUUUGGCCAGCCGCUUUAGGGGCUUUAAAAGUGGGGAAACUACCAGCGAAUCAGGCGGUAAAUAUAUAUUUUUGGUGUUAGCCAUAGGUCUUGGGGGAAUCGGAAUGGAGGCGAAGAAACUACGAAAUUAAUUGAUAGGUAAUAACCCACCUUGCAGAUGAACAUCUAAAUAUCCUUGAGUGUGUUCUCUAACCGCUUUAUCGGUGAAUAUUUGGAACUUAUAUAUCCCAUUCGAAAGACUCUUAAACUUUUUUUGCCCAACCUUUGAGCUUGUCACCCCGACUUCUUCAUAAGAAUUCCCCAGCUGCUUAGCCCCCAAUGUUUAUAUGUAUUUUUCUAAAUGUACAGAAGAUGUUUAGUGGAUCGAACACGACCCCAGAGAAGGUCAAGGGUGAGACGAGCGGCAUUCCAGUGCAUCUUCAAAUCGAACUCUAAGCGUUUUCAAAACACAUUGGAGAGUUCCAGGCGAAAGUACUCGUAGAGCCGGAAGACCCGCGUAGGCAACGCUACUAGUCAAUGUUAUCCACAUCAGCAAAGCGUAGAAUAAGCAUGUCGGCACUUUUGUGCCCGUUUUAGACCCAAAUCGAUAGAGGUUCUGGGAAAACUAAGUUAACUUCAUCGAAUUGACGAUACGAACCCUACUCACUCGAACAAACGAAUAUGCAAAACUAGUCUGAGGUUAGUAUGGUCCUUGUUUGGCCUCGUUAAAUGUUCAAUAUUUGCUUUACGUGUUUGCUAAAGAUGAUUUCCGACGAUGAAGCUGGUUUCACUCGACAAAUCCACUCGAUUGUAUCUUGAAAAUUGCAAAACAAAACGUAAAUACACGAACGAUAGCGAAGCAAAACCGACUAAGUCUGUUAGCUGUUAGAUGGAAGUAGAAAAUUACAAGUAAAAUGAGUAGCAAAUCGCGGAAUCGAACCCAGGACAUUUUCCAAGUAACUGUGUAAGAGAGAGCACAAACUCGCAUCAGCCUGGCAAUUAAUUCGAAACGGAUCGUAGGAAUUGUAAGGAUUGUAUUUGGGGCUCUAGCUUUUGGGCCUUGUGCUUCAGAGCACUUAGGCGAGAGCAUACCAAAAUAUAUAAAUGUACGAAUAUAUUAACACCUCACAAA